This is a messenger RNA of Paramecium pentaurelia, 1566 nucleotides long. NCBI's taxonomy places the organism in Eukaryota, Ciliophora, Oligohymenophorea, Peniculida, Parameciidae. The record is from the annotation of a GenBank genome assembly.
AUGCUAUACACUUCCCCUAGUCAAGCCCGUAGUUCAAGUGCCUAUUCCGUCAGACUCCCAAAUAUGUCUUAACUCAUAAACUAGUCCUCUUUUACUCCCAACUUUCAAUUUAAUUCUCCGAUUAGAUCCUAUCUUAAAACCAACGAGAUCAAGUAACGAAAACUUCAACAUCAUUCAAUUGUUGCCAAACUCACAGAUAUCAUCAAUAAUUAACAUCCCAAAAAGAUUCCUCGUAAAAGUUUAUAAUCAGUCAAUCGUCGAACCUCUGCAUAUUGUAUCACUGAUAAGACUUAGAUUCUAUGGGAGUCUCUCAAAAUCAAAUUUGAACAUGAGACAUCAGAUCAACUAUAUGAAUUGUUACUUGAAUUACUUAAACAAUCUAAUCAUUUGUAAGUAGAAAAAUAUACACUUCCUAUACAAACUAAAUAAGAAUUCACUAGAUUUAAACACAAUUUCAUACUCACAUUUCUCAUGGAACCAAACUUACUUAAAAUCAUUUAUAAACUUGAAUAGUUUAGACAACCACUCUUGAAUCCUCCAUCUCUCUACCAAGAAUUAAGAGGCUAUUCAACUAUCAGUCAAAUUGUUGACUUAUUAUACAUUCAACUUCUAAAAGAUAUUACCCUAUAACCAUUCUUAGUUCCAUAUUUAGAAAAGGAUUUCAAACAAUUUGCAAUUCAGUUAAUCACCAAUUUAAUAUAAUCACAAGGUAAUAGUACUGAACUUAGGAUUCAGCUACAUUAAUUUUCAGAAUAGCAUAAGUUAAAUCAUGUACAUUUCACAAAUUUUAAGAUACUCUUUUAUAAAAUUCUCAUCUAAUUUUCAAUUAGUGAAAGAGCCAUACGUAAAAUAUUAAAAAUUAUUGAUUCUUAUAAAUCAUCUAUUUUGAGAGCAAAACCAAUCAAAAAUUACUUAAUUGAAAAUUGUAUACAAAAUCAUUAAUAUUCUAGCUGACUUAUUACCACUUAUGAUUAUUGAUAAUAAAAAUUAAGAAUAACAAAAAAAAUAAAUUAUGUUACUUUUAGAAUAUAUCACAAACAAUCAUUCAAGAACUAUUAAAAAAGAUGAUUUACUUAUGCUUAACAUCAAUCAAAAUGUUUGCCAAGCAAUCGUCUCAACUAUUCAAUCACUCAAACCUAACCAUUUAAUAAUGUAAGAUUUUACUUAAGAUUUGAAAUCAUGUCUUAGUUAGAAUUACACUAUCCCAUCUCGUUUACUUGAUAAAUUAGCUAAAAAAUUAAAUUAAGUACCUUUUUAUGCUACUAUAUACAAAGUAUAUUUAUAUUUUAAAUUAAGGAACACUCUAUAGAUUGGAGAAAAUUGAUCAAAAUUGAAAUCGAUUUUAUUUCAUAAAAUAGAACACAUUUUAGAAAAAAAGAAAUUCAAUUAAUCCACAAAAGAUUUAAAAUUACAAAUGAAAUAUUUGAUUCUUACAUCUAAGUAAAAUUCCAAUAUAAUAUUUUUAAGAAUAUCCAAGAUAUUAUGGGUGUGUAUAGUCAGAAUCUAGUAAGUCGUAUAAACCAUUACAGAGAUUGGAUAGUUACUGAGAAAAAUAUUUAAACUUGA